AAGUUCAGUUUAUUGUUUGGGUUUCUUUGUAAUUUUGCAUUCCAUACACUCGGUAUGAUGAUUUCAUUUAUUGUAGUGCUCAUUUUGGGAUCAGCAUUGGCUGAUGAACCUGAGAUCACUAAUCAACGCCAAAUAUCCAGCAAACCUGGAUUCCAUAACGAAAAGAAUGCAACCUCAACCAAAGAUAAUAAUGCGUCGCAUCCCCCAUUAAACUUGAACAAAGAUCCACUAUCUACAAAAUACCAUUUUUUCCGGCCUCACAUGAAAGGAGAUAUAAUAAAUCAAUGGAGCCAGGAUCCAAUUACCUUUCGUCCACACAAAAAAGAAGAGAAAUUGAAUCAUCUGAGCCGGGAACCAAAUGUCUUUCAUGCUCCUCUAGCUACAAUGCUGGGUCACUUAAUGAAGACGGGAAAGUUUGAUGUUAUCGCCAAUUUUGUUCGACUGGAACUAGUUCGAAAAGGGGAAAAGGGACGACACCAUCAACGCCCUUUUAUGCCACCACCGGAUCAAUUAUUGUAUAAUUACUACCCAAAUCCAUUGCAGGUAUCUUUCCAACCCAAAAAAUUAACUAACGAACCAAUUAGAGAGCCUCAAGGUGCAUUCGUCAAGCCAUUACCUCAGUUCUCUGGUGCUCGUUCUGUACCCAGAGUUGAGGUUGCCCAGUUAAUGUCCAAAGUAUCUGCACCAGAAGGGACGUACGGUUUCAUUAUUCCAGAAAUUUCAGGGCAAAGAAUUCCAAGCGAACAAUGGUUGUGGUCACCAGUCUCCGCAGAGUCUGUAGGUCAACCACAGCUUAUGACAAAUUCUGCCUCAGCAGGAAGCAGCAAUAUCAGCAGGCGUCCUGUGCAGGUUCCAUUUGAAACGAUGUAUCAGCAAUACCAAAAAAUGCAAGAUGAUUCAAAGAUUACUGAAAAAUCUUAUUCGCAACUUUCCAAAAUUUACGAAAUCUUGAACGCUUUGAAAACUAUUAAGUCAGAAACUGGUGCUAAAGAGUUGCAAAACCGAAGCAUAUUGAUGCCACUUUAAAAGCCAA
This is a messenger RNA of Saccostrea cuccullata (small rock oyster), 1033 nucleotides long. RefSeq lists its product as uncharacterized. The record is from RefSeq and is a predicted model, not a curated record. The coding region runs from base 55 to 1026 and encodes 323 amino acids. NCBI's taxonomy places the organism in Eukaryota, Metazoa, Mollusca, Bivalvia, Ostreida, Ostreidae. The transcript has 2 exons.